AUGACCACCCCCAGCCUAACCCUCUACUCCCACCGCUCGGGUCCCAACCCCUAUAAAGUGGCCAUCAUCCUCGAUGAGCUCUCCCUCCCCUACAACACCGUCUUCGUCGAAAUGGACGGCUCGCAAAAGGCCUCGCCGUACAUCGACCUCUGCCCCAACGGCCGCAUGCCCGCGCUCGUCGACCACUCAAACAACGACUACACCAUCUGGGAAUCGGGCGCCAUCAUCCUGUACAUCGUGUCCAAGUACGACACGGAGCACAAGAUCUCAUUCUCUAAAGAGAUGGACGACGAGUUGACGGGGCAGGCACUGCAGUGGUUGAUGUUUCAAAUGAGCGGCCAAGGGCCAUACUGGGGGCAAGCGGUCUGGUUCAGCCGGUACCACCCGGGCGACAAAAUCCCCAGCGCGAUCGAGCGCUACACAAAGGAGAUCCGCCGCGUGCUUGGCGUGAUUGAUCUCGAGCUGCGGAGGGGCAACAAGGAGUGGUUGGUGGGCGGGAAGUGCUCGUAUGCGGACCUGAGCUUUGUGCCGUGGAACUUGUACACGGAAACGUAUUUCGAGGGCACGGCGGUGGAUGGGUGGCGCGAGGAGCUUCCCUAUGCGGCGGCGUGGCAUAGUAGGUUGAUGGAGAGGCCGGCGGUGAAGGUCAACAAAGAGAGGCGGGAGGCGGCGAUUGCGGCGGGGGCGCCGGCGAAAUAA
This is a messenger RNA of Morchella importuna, 699 nucleotides long. RefSeq lists its product as uncharacterized. Lineage: Eukaryota; Fungi; Ascomycota; Pezizomycetes; Pezizales; Morchellaceae. The record is from RefSeq and is a predicted model, not a curated record. The coding region runs from base 1 to 699 and encodes 232 amino acids. The transcript is spliced from 2 exons.